Vespa crabro (European hornet) is the source of this 1749-nucleotide messenger RNA. Its product is annotated as late embryogenesis abundant protein, group 3-like. The coding region runs from base 182 to 1120 and encodes 312 amino acids. Lineage: Eukaryota; Metazoa; Arthropoda; Insecta; Hymenoptera; Vespidae. The transcript is spliced from 2 exons. The record is from RefSeq and is a predicted model, not a curated record.
UCCCUUCCGUGGCAAUAGACUAAGCUGCUGGUCCAGUGAGGACUAUAAGAACUCCGAUGACUGGGAAAGUAAUAUCAGUUGUUGGCUCUUUCUUCGAGCAAGGACAGCUCCAAUUCUCGUCAACGUUCGAUCAUUUCGAUCACUGAAUAACCACCAAAUAUAGAAAAAAGAGAAAAAGAAAAUGAAGAUCCUUGCAUUGGUGUUAGCAUUGGCAUGUGCGGUCCAAUGUGGUCUAGCUAAGACAAAAAAGCAAGUACAUGAGCGAGAAGCGGGUAGUUACGAGUAUGGUUACGGAGGUCAUCCGGAAUCAGUGUUAUUAGAUCCUCACCUUUUGCAAGUAGAUUCAGUGGCUGUGCCCAGUGGUACUCACUUAUCAGAACACCGUCCAUCUCGGCCAGGUUAUAGUGUGGGUGGUCCUUUGGCAAGUAUUGCUCAAGGAGCGGCUGAACAGGCUCACACGCAAUUAGGAAAUCAACAUUCAGCAGCUGGACAGGCAGCUUUCAUGGCCAAGAACACAUUGGCUCAGGCAGCGGCACAGUCAGCUGCAACAGCAGCAGCAGCUUUAGCAGGUAAACAAAUCAUCGUGAUGGGUCUUGAACAACAAUCGAGAGAUGCUCACGUUGCCGUCGAUGGUGAAAAACUUCAAUUGCAACAAGCACAACGUGCUGCUACAGCUGCUCAAAAUACUGCUCAACAAGCGAUGCAUCAGGUUCAAGUAAUCACUGCAGCCUUGAAUGCCGCUCAGGCUACUGCUGAUCACGCCAGUCAAGCUGCAGCCGAAGCUCAAGCUGAAUUAGCCGCUCAAACCACUAUGGUUGGCCAGGCAAAGGCCCGUGCCGAAACAAUCGAGGAACAACUCAAUGCAGCUCGUGUCGAUUUCGAAGCAACUCAAGCCGCUGCUCAAAAAGCUGCAAACGCUGCAUCCGCAGCCCAAUCGAAUGCCGCUGCUGCUGCAGCUCAUGCUGCAAAUGCUGCUGCUGCUAACGUUGCAGCUGCCACAGCUAACAGUCAUCCCAGCGGUGCUCAUGGUGGUAGCCUCGUUGCUCACUUAGGCGAACCCCUUACGAACGCUGUACCCGUUGAUGCGUAUGAUUACAAAUCUGGGAUUUAUCAUUAUUGAUGAUUCUUUUCAAUUUUAGUUCGUCGACCUGUACUUUUUUCUACUCGUCUCACGUGCUCGAACUUUCAACUUAUUUCUUAUUUUGUAUUUCUUAUGUCUUCUCAUUAUAUGCAAAGGUUGAACAUCAACAAGUUGACUUCAUCGAGUUUUUCUGUUAUCGUUAGAGUUUAUCUAUUUAAAAUUUAUAUUAAGAAGAAUAUCGAUUUAAAUACAUUGUUAAUGUGAUCGAUUGAAACUUAAAACGAUAGAGCGUUAUCGCAGCUGAAAAUUUGAUCGAAAGGAUCAUCGUCUUUGAAGAAAUAAAAUUUUUCGAUCCUUUUUGAAAUUAUUCAUUUUUCAUCAUUCAAUGUAAAUCGGAAAACUGCCUUCAUAUUCCAUUUUUCGUAUUAUUUUUUAUUUUAUCAAUGGAUUUUAUCUAACUUGCUACGUUUCCUUCGUAAAAAAUUUUUUUUCUCGUCGUUUACUUUUUUCUAUAAAUAAAACACAAAAACGUAAUUAAACGUUUUUAUUAUUUUAAGAUGUUUUUUAUCUCCGUAACCAUUACAAGUUAUCACCAAAAAAAAAUUACGUCAAUAGGUGAAAUUUUAUUAUGUUCUAUUUUACAAAUUAAUAAAAUCAAACGUAUGUAA